Heteronotia binoei (common prickly gecko) is the source of this 1208-nucleotide messenger RNA. RefSeq lists its product as uncharacterized. Lineage: Eukaryota; Metazoa; Chordata; Lepidosauria; Squamata; Gekkonidae. Bases 1 to 819 code for a protein of 272 amino acids. The record is from RefSeq and is a predicted model, not a curated record. The transcript is spliced from 5 exons.
AUGCAGCAUUCGGAGGCACACACGCAAUGGCAAGACACUCCAACGCGGUUGUGGACCUCGAGAUGCGGCCCUGGGACUGUCAAGGAGCAACCGCCUGUUCCAAUGUCCACGGCGUUCCCCGGGCCGUUAUCCACCAGCACUCCACCGCUGCCGCUGCCACCACCACUGCCACCUCUGCAGCCGCUGCCGCAGGAUGUUCCACAGCAGGCCAUCUUGGGGAUGCGAAGAGAGUCUGAGAAGUUGAACAAAAUGUUAGAGUGCAUACAGGAUCUCAGGAGACGUGCUGAGGAGAAAUGCCCUGACUGGUAUUCGGGGACAGAACCCCAAUUCAUGAUCACGAUCACAAUCAGCAUGUAUUAUGUGAACAACGGCCAUUAUGUCUUCAUCUCAGUAUUAUCAGUCUGUGAGAUCAAUCUACUCUCUUCACAUCCCCAAGAUGGCCUGCUGUGGAACGUCGUGUGGUACCGGCUGCGGAGGUGGCAGUGGUGGUGGCAGCGCAGCGGUGGAGUGCUGGUGGAUAACGGCCCUGGAAACGCCGUGGACAUUGGAACAGGCGGUUGCUCCUUGACAGUCCCAGGCCGCAUCUCGAGGUCCACAACCGAGUUGGAGUGUCUUGCCAUUGCGUGUGUGCCUCCGAAUGCUGCAUGCCGUCUGGUGGCUGUUGUGGUGGGCAUGGGGAAAAAUGGUCCGGGCUCCAGAGUAGAUAUCUCCCCCAACUCCUAUCGGGUGGUGAUGCCAGGUGCCUAUUUGUGCAGCAGUGUCCAUUGUACCAGAGCGGCUACCUCCUGCUGCUGUGACCCAUGCUGUGGGCCGUGCUAAGCUCCAAGGAGGUGUGUCCAUGGAUCGGAGAAGACCCAGGAACGGAAAUCGAUAUGGCUGAGCAAGAUGGACUUGAUUUCAGAAAGUGUGGAGCACCUGCUGCUUCUGAUUCAAGUGCGAGGCUUCUUGGGUCUCCACUCUCUUUGACAAUCUUGUCCGUCUACGCCUUCCUCUUCUUCUAGAGAAGCAGUAGCUAUUUGUAGUCCCUUCAUCCUCUGUAGAACUCCUCUAAUCUUUGAUAUCCUGCCUCUCUAAUAUCUUAGCCUUCUCCCAUAGGCUGGUGAUGAUUUUCUUUGUUUGAACAGACAUCCCAGAAUCUCUUCAUCCUUCUCUCUCUGCAAUUGUACACAUCUUUCAUGUUUUCUCAUUAAAAUUAGUCAUUGCAUCAA